CAAUUUUCUUUUAACAAAAAGGAAAAAAGCUUUUUUUUUUUUUCUCGGGUGAGAGUGUGAUUCUUUGACACAAGGAAGCCGACUUCUCAGACACAAACAAAUCUUCCCGUCCCUCUCUCCAUAAAAACUAAGAGUGAGAGAGAGAGACAAAUAACAAGAGCACAAAAGCUAUCAUCCUCUUCCAACGUGUGAUGUUCAACUUUAGCCCUUUUACUUUCAUUUCUUUUGAGGUCAGUUUUUCACUAAUGUCUUCUUCCUUCUUUCUUCUACUCUGUUGAGCCACUUAUAUUUGGAAUUUUUAUCCCUUGCUGCUGCCCCCAACCACUAUAAUCCUUUUAUGAUAUUUUGGAUGCAUUCGACCAUGUCCUUUGGCUUUUCAGUUGUUUUUUUUUCAGCAGGCAGAUUAAGUGUUCGUUGAAAUGUCUGACUGAACCCAUCUCCUAUGUUAUAGCCGCUGCUUCCAUCUGAUCUAGUGUUUCCGGCGUUGCGCUUUUCUCGAGGCGGACGUUCGGUUCUUGUAACCGCCGUGGCUCCUUUCUCAGGUGAACGGUCGGCUUUUGUUACCGCCGUGGCUCCUUACUCAGGUGAACGGGCGGCUUUAGUUAUCUUGGAAGGCGGAGGCUCGUUUUGCUCCGGUUGUUUGUGGGUGGUGUCUCGGUGUCGGUUUGAGGCGUCGAUGGGGAGUUAUCCUUUUGAAUGAAGCGUCGGUGGAGUUAGGGUUUGGGGUCUUUAUUCUCCGGUUCGCGAUUCACUUGUCUAGGGUUUGAAGUGGUUCAAAGGCCGAGGAGAUCUCGAUAGAUCGAUGGAAUCUCCCGGCGUGAAGACAGGGGGGUGUCGAACGGGGUUGGUUUCGUCGGAGGCUCGUCUGUUUCCGAGAUCCGAUGAAACGCGUUUUCAGUUUGAUGAUUGUUCCGGCGGUGCUGUGGCGGAGAUGGACAAGUUGAGGCGGUUGUGUUGUGUGUCGCACUCACUGAGCAGUCUUCUCCUCGAUUGGAGCCUCCUUGGUUCGUGCUCCGACCAGAUCGUACAGAGAUGGAGCGCGGAGGCGGCAGAGCGUCUUAGGCGCUAGGGUUUCCUAGUUUGUGGGCUUUUGGGCCGGUUUGAUUUGUUGGGUGUCCAAUGUGUAUGGGUUUUGUAAGACUUUUGGGCUUUAGCCCUGUUUAAUAUACAUUUCUAGAUGGAAAAAAAAAAAAAACUAUCUAUGUAGAUCUCUAGCUCCCUCUUUUUUCCGAUUUGGUUGGGUCUUGUACACACUUGUGACUGUCUUUUUUGACACGUGAAUCUAUCUCUCUUCUUCUCACCAUCAUUUCCCUGAAACAUGAGCCAUAGCCAACUUUUCUUCUUCAGUUGAAACCAACCCACGCUUAUUUUGUCCCUUUUAAUGUUUAAAAGCUUCCUCCUUUAUCCCUAAAGGAUAUAGAAGUUUCGGUUGUUUUAUAGUAUCCGUUGGUGUCUUACAGGUGAAGAAGAUUCACUUGGCUUUUCCACAAAAAGUCCCCACCUUUUCAGGCUAUCUCCGUUUAAAAGUUAAAGCUGGAGUUUUUUUAAUAGGCCAUGCGGUUACUGCUUCGAUCUCUUGAAGCAUUUCCUGUAACUCUUUUGUUUUCUCCAUCUCCUGGGAACUGAUAAGGAGAAAGCUACUUUGUGGUAAUUUAAAAAAAAAACAAAUGGGAUUUGGAGUUGGUGGAGGUAGUAGAAUGUUGGACUUGAGGAUGGUUCAAAGCCACAAGCGUUCAAAAAGUGCCAGCUUUCCAGAAAAGAAAAGAGCUGAGGGAGAUCAACCUUCUUCCAAUACUUCUUUUGAAGCCUCUCAACGCAUCAAGCUGGACAUGGGUCGUUCAAAUGAAUCAGCCAAAGACAAGCCUAAUCAGUCUCAUUCAAUCACCGAAACUUCAUUGAAGCAAGAGAUUGAUCAGCUCGAGACAAGACUACAAGAUCAGUUUAAGGUUCGUUGUGCAUUUGAAAAGGCGUUAGGCUAUCGAACAGCUUCUUCGUACAUGCUGACUGAAGCAAACGACAUUCCUAUGCCCAAGCCAGCUAUUGAUUUGAUAAAAGACAUUGCGGUUCUGGAGAUGGAAGUUAUACAUUUGGAACAGUAUCUUCUUUCAUUAUAUCGAAAAGCCUUUGACCAGCAAAUCUCUUCUGCAUCCCCAAACUCAAAGAAGGAGAGGCCAAAGUCUCCUCCUGUGACAACCACCCCUAGAAGGCGUUUAGGCUUUUCUGAAGAAGAUAAUGAUACCCCAUCGAAAACAGAUCCCUUGCUUGAUGAUGAUGAUCAGAAUCAACCAAAGGAAACCGAAAUGGAAUCCAGUUUUCACCAUAGCCACUCGCAGCGUUCAUCAUUUGAGAGUAGAAAAGCAUCUCUAGAAGAGUCUUGGAGUAAAGCCACCCGCUCUUGCCACUCCCAGCCGCUGUAUGCGCAGAAUGGAGAGAAUCUUAUCAGUCUAGCUGAACAUCUAGGCACUCGAAUCUCGGAUCACGUUCCAGAGACGCCCAACAAGUUGUCUGAAGGGAUGGUCAAGUGUAUGUCAGAAAUAUAUUGCAAGCUCGCAGAGCCAGCACCUUCUGUACUACUACAUGAAGGGCUUUCAUCGCCAAAUUCGUCUUUAUCAUCAAGGAGUGCAUUCUCGCCCUCUGACCAAUACGAUACAUCGAGCCCUGGAUUGGGAAACAACAACUCCUCCUCGUUCGAUGUACGUUUAGACAACUCUUUCAAUGCACAAGGAGAGAAGGAGGACUUCAGUGGACCUUACGGAUCCAUGGUUGAAGUGCUUUGCAUUUACAGAGACGCCAAAAAGGCCAGUGAGGUCGAAGAUCUUCUUCAAAACUUCAAGUCGCUUAUCAGUAGAUUGGAGGAAGUCGAUCCAAGUAAGUUGAAGCACGAGGAGAAGCUGGCCUUCUGGAUAAACGUGCACAAUGCACUUGUGAUGCAUGCCUAUUUAGCUUAUGGGAUUCCACAGAACAAUGUGAAGAGAGUCCUACUGCUACUCAAGGCUGCAUAUAACGUUGGUGGACACACGGUUAGCGCGGAAGCAAUACAAAGCUCAAUUCUUGGUUGCAAAAUGUCUCAUCCUGGACAGUGGAUUAGACUGCUAUUUGCUUCAAAGAAGUUCAAAGCAGGAGAUGAAAGAUUAGCUUACGCAAUCGAUCAUCCAGAACCUCUCCUACACUUUGCACUUACUUCAGGCAGCCACUCCGAUCCUCCGGUUCGUGUAUAUACACCGAAGAGAAUCCAUCAAGAGCUAGAAACGUCGAAAGAGGACUACAUAAGAAUUAACCUAAGCUUACGCAAUCAGAAAGUCCAACUGCCAAAGCUUGUGGAGACGUUUGCAAAAGAGUCCGGUUUAUGUUCAACGGGUUUGACAGAGAUGGUUUACCGGAGUAUACCAGAAUCUUCGAGAAAAUGUUUUAAGAGAUGUCAAUCUGGUAGUAGUAAAUCACGCAAGGCCAUUGAUUGGAUCCCUCACAGCUUUACAUUCAGAUAUCUUAUUCUUAGAGAAGCUGCCAAAUGAAAAAUUAUUCAUUCAUAUAAUGUGUGUCAGCGUGUAUAUAAAAAUAUCGUUGUCUAUGAUUGUCCCCAUCUUCUAAUUAUAAUAAUGUUCUGUUUCGUCUGGAUGAUUGGACAAAUCUUCUUGUUUCUUCA
Brassica napus (rape) is the source of this 3643-nucleotide messenger RNA. RefSeq lists its product as uncharacterized. The coding region runs from base 1668 to 3512 and encodes 614 amino acids. Lineage: Eukaryota; Viridiplantae; Streptophyta; Magnoliopsida; Brassicales; Brassicaceae. The record is from RefSeq and is a predicted model, not a curated record. The transcript has 11 exons.